UUCGGUAGUUAAGGUUACUCAUGGCUAAGGUGGGAUUGUGGGUGGUGAUCAGCUUGUAUUAAAACAACAAUUCCGGUUGUUACAUGAAUACAAAAAAACGUAAUUAAACGAAACAAAGAAUUUGUAUGAAGAGUUGAAUUUUGAACUUGUUUAGUGCGGGUAUUUUUCAAAUUUUUGGUUGGCAGCACGUCACUAGUGAACAAAACUAAGAAAAUGGCCUGUGGCCUAUGUACCAGCUUUUGUUAACUGUGAGGCAUUUGCUCAAUUUUUAACGGAUGUAUAUAUUCAAUAUAUACCUAGUGGAAAGUUGAACUGAUUGUGAAUUUAGUGAAGUAAUAAUUCAACGUAACCUGGAACACACAAUAAACCCCACAAAGAAACAAGUCUAAUGCCGUUUCCAUUGAAAAUACUGUGAAUGACUUUUCUACUGGAGACAAUAAUGGAUAACUGGAAAACUAUUUUAUGUGUAAUCUUGUAUGUUACUUCUUCACAGUCACAAACAACUAAUAUACACAAUGGAUAUGGAGAUAAUCCCAGAAGCAACUAUGUUGCAUCCCAAGAAACAAGUGCUAUAAAAAUUCAUAAUCAUAAACCGGAAUUCAGAGAUUGUCAAACAUACAAGCCGUAUGUUAAAGAGGAACAGCAGGCUGGGACAAGAGUAACACAGGUAAAGGCUUAUGACAAUGAUCCAAAAGAUGCUGGAGGUACAAUAACAUAUCGUAUUGUUCACCGUGAUGGAGAACGUGUGAUGUUCAGUAUCAAUAAUGUUACCGGAGUACUCACCACUAUUCAACCAUUUGAUCGUGAUGAACCAAUCAGACAAAAAGAGUUGUACGUAACUGUACAGGCGACCGACAAUGGUAGACCUCCUCUUGCCGAUAUAUGUACUUUUAUAGUUUUCAUAACUGAUAUAAACGACAAUGCACCUCAACUUGAUAAAGCCGACUAUGACACUCAAGUUUCUGAGGAUCUCAAAGCAGGCAGUGAAGUUAUGCGAGUAUUCGCGUACGAUAUUGACGAUGGGGACAAUUCUAGAUUAUCCUAUAAUUUUUCUGAACCGAAUAAUUUGUUUUCCCGAUAUUUUCGAAUAGAUCGCGAUACUGGUGUAGUAUAUUUGAAAGAAGCAUUAAUUGGUAAAAAGAAUAACAGAUUUACCAACGUUGUUUAUGUUUCUGACAAUGGAGUAUUAGAUCAGGAAGGACAGAAAUUUUCCAAGGCUGAUAUUUCCAUAAUUGUUGUCGGCUCUGAUAAACAACCUCCCAGGUUUAUCAGACCUGAAACUCCAGAAGUUCUCGAAAUUCAUGAAAAUUUUCAAGAUUUUUCCAAAUAUUUAGUUACUGUUGAAGCAGAGUCCAAUAUAAAGGAUAAAGAACUUGUUUACGAACUAGUUAAAGGCAAAACAUUUCAGACCAACAAAGAACAAACGUUCUUAUUAGUUCCAGAUGGUAAUGUUGCUCAUAUUCAGCUUGUUCGUCCAUUGGAUUAUGAAACUGUCACAGAAUACACAUUGACGGUUCGUGUAAAAAAUAAAGAUUCUAUGGAUAGUUCCAUAAAUAUUCCAAUUAAAGUUCUUGACGUCAACGAUGAGAUACCUAAUUUCCUUGAAUUUCUAAAGGGAAGUGUGGUAGAAAAUGACCGACCCGGCGUUCAAGCUAUACAGGUUAGAGCCAUAGACAAGGAUGGAACUUCUGCUAACAAUAUUGUUAGCUACGAACUGGAGGAUAACCAAGAUAUUUUUGCUAUUGACCGAUCAACUGGUGUUAUUACAUCAAAAGUGGAGUUUGAUCGUGAAGCAGUUCCUCUUUAUCAUGUGAAAGUAAAAGCCUUUGACAAUUCACCCUCGGCACUUUAUAAUACAACUGAUCCCAACAUUGUCUACCAGACAUUUCAAAUUAGUGUAGAAGAUCAAAAUGACAAUCAUCCUCGUUUUACCCACCCCAUCUAUCAGUUUAGUAACAUUACUGAACUUGCUGAUAAAUUGAGUAUCGUCGGAGAAGUUUUGGCCUUAGAUAAUGAUACUGCAUCUUUGAUAUCAUACAGCAUUACAGCUGGAAACUUGAAUGAUUCGUUCAUGAUUGAAAACUCUACCGGGCGAAUUAAAGUAAAUGCAAAACUGGACUAUGAACAGAUUGAACAAUAUAACUUGACCAUUAGGGCGUUUGAUGGUGCAUUUGAAGAUUUUGCCACAGUUAUUAUUUCCUUAUUGAAUGAAAACGAUGAACGUCCUAUAUUCUAUGAUUAUGAAAAAAGGGUGGAGAAAAAGGAGGAGACCGUCUAUCCAGAUUGUAUCAUCAGGCUUUCCGCUUACGAUCCAGAUAUUAAAGAUAGAAGUGCAGACCAACACAUUUCCUAUGAGGUUGCCACUGAACAUAAACACUUCCUUGGUGUCACAGCAGAUGGUUGUGUGAAAUUGACAAAACCUCUUGAUAGAGAUCCGCCAUUUGGGAGUCCCGAAAGACAAGUUUUCAUAUACGCUCGUGAUAAUGAUGGGGGCACCAAUUCUUUAUUGAGUGUUGCAGAAAUACAGAUAGUUCUCAUUGAUAUAAAUGAUAACGCACCAUUUCUAAAUGUAACUGAAAUUGUCUGGUAUGAAAAUGAACCUCCAGGUUUGAUCGGAAAUUUAAGUGCGGAUGAUUAUGACGCACCGGAAAAUGGUCCUCCAUUUACUUUUCAGUUGUCUGAUUCUGCUACAAGUGAAAUACAAGAAAAAUUUUCUAUCAGUGUCAAUCAGCUUCAUGCAAAAGUUACUUUCGAUAGGGAGGAGAAGAAAUAUUAUGACAUACCUAUUACAAUCACUGACAGUGGAAAUCCCUCUCUAAGUGGUACGAGUAUUUUAAGAGUAAUUAUAGGAGAUAGAAACGAUAACGAGGCCCAUGAUGGUGAAAGCAGUAUUUUUGUCUAUAAAUAUGCCAAUGGGCCAAACAGAGAUAUUGAAAUUGGAAGAGUUUUUGUUGAGGAUUUAGAUGAUUGGGAUUUGAAUGACAAAGUUUUUGUUCAACAAGAUUUCUUUGAUGAAUUUUCACUGAAUAAAUCCAAUAAUGGAAUGAUUUUGAUGAAACCAAUGGCAAUGGAAGGAACCUAUGUUGUACAUUAUCAAGUUACGGAAUCCAAUGAACCAGUAAUUAUAAGGCACACUGUCAAUGCAGUAGUGAAUAUAACCAUUAAAGUAAUUCCUGAAGAAGCCGUUAUUAAAUCUGGAUCAAUUCGUAUGUAUGGUAUUACCAAAGAAGAAUUUGUUGAAAAACCUCAGAAUGGUUUGAGCAAAAAAGACCUUUUACACCAACAUAUCGCAAAGAUAGUAAACACCUCUUUGGCAAAUGUAGAUGUCUUUACUGUUCUGCAAUCCCCUCAACAGAAUAACUCUUUCAUUGAUGUAAGAUUUUCCGCCCACGGCUCUCCAUAUUAUGCUCCUGAAAAGCUUGAAAAUAAGAUUACGGAACACCAAACAGAGCUUGAAACUAAAUUAGGUCUCAGUUUUGUCAUGAUUCACAUAAAUGAAUGUUUGAAUGAAACUGUAUGUGGAAUGGACGGAUCAUGUAGCAACAGAUUAAAUAUAGUAGAAGAACCGGCUGUGGUUUUUACUAAUAAAACUUCUUUCGUUGGGGUGAAUGCUUUUAUCGAACCCAUAUGUGGUACUAUUCCCAUAAUACCACAUUGUUUGAAUGGUGGACAGCUCAUUGGUGAUAUUUGUGAGUGCCCCUCUGGAUUUGAAGGUCCUUAUUGUGAAAUUCUCGGAAUUGGAUUUACCGGAAACGGCUGGGCAAUGUAUCCAUCAUUCGAUGCUUCAAAUAAAACAGAAAUUACUUUACAUAUCCUUUCACAAACUGAUGAUGGUUUAAUAUUUUAUAAUGGACCUUUAACUGCACGACAGGCUACACUAUCAAAGGGUUACAUUUCCUUGGAGCUUAAGAAUGGAUUUCCUUUACUUCAAAUAAAUUCUGGAUUAGGUACAGAAGAAAUACAUUUGACGGAAAACAUUAAAAAGCUGAAUGACGGAGCUCUUCAUAAAAUUAAAAUCGGUUCUGGUUAUGAUGAUAUAUCACUUGAAGUGGAUGAUUGCAAAACAGUAUGUUCAAUAUGGAAAGGAAGAGAAAACAAAGGUUUAAUUCGAUCCAGUGGACCUCUUCAGUUAGGAGGAACCAAAUUCAGAUUCAGUGAUGAAGAGUUCAAAGCUGUUUGGAGCCACUUACCUCCUACGUCCGUUGGUUUCACAGGAUGUAUCCGAAAUUUGACUUACAACGAUGUUUUUUAUAAUCUCGGAGCUCCAUCGGAUCAGUACCAAGCCUACUCUGAUUGUAAUUAUGGAGUUGUACAGGCUGUCACAUUUGGAAUUGACUCAAAUUUCUUGGUUGCUAUCUUGGUGUGCGUUGCCAUUUUAAUAAUCCUUCUAUUGGCCGUAGUAGUCCACAGGCGUAAACAAGACAAUUUCAGUGAAAAAGAAAUGGAUGAUACCCGAGAAAAUAUAAUCAAUUAUGAAGAUGAAGGUGGCGGCGAAUGUGAUACACACUAUGACCUAUCUGUAUUAUGUCAGAAUCGUAUUACCAAUGAAAAGCCCUUAAUGCAAGAAAAUCCCGAUAUGACUGCCGACAUAGGUGGAUUCCUUGAAAAUAAAAUGGACACCUGUGACAAAGACCCUGAUGACGAUGUUCGACAUUACGCAUAUGAAGGCGACGGCAACAGUUAUGCUUCUCUUUCAUCCCUUUCUUCUAAUACAGAUGACGGAGAUUUGAAGUUCGAUCAUUUGCCUAGUUUUGGUUCGAAAUUUAGGAAAUUGGCUGAUAUGUAUGGUGGAGGCACAAGUGAUGAAGACUCUCAUGACGGUGGUGAGGAGUCUUGGUGUUGAACUUCAGGUAGAAAUGGUAGAAAAAGAAAUUGUACUUAAUCUUUUAUGUUAUAACCAAAGAAAUAUUUUCGGAAGGAACUGAGCAAACUUGUUGUAAAUAUGUGACUUUGAUUAUGUAGACAUCAUCAGACUGACAUUAUGCUAUUUUCCAUUCAUGUCAGGCAGUUUGAUACUGUCGCAGCUUGUUGUCCCUCCCUUAUUUUUGAAAAUUUUCGAUUUUCCUUUAUUGAGAAUUGGGCUGUCUGAACAUAAUUGACAAUUAGUUUCUAAACGGCCUUCUGUCCCAAUAUUUCUGUGAUUUGAACAAAGUUAGGAUAAGUAACUUUUGUAAUUCCUAUUUGCAAUUACGUACUGAAGGGUUGUGAGUUUUCUUCACAAAUUCAGUUAUCAUCGAUAUACAAUGAAAAAUAUAUGAAAGGCCAUACUAAUCUUACGAAAACUUUAUUUCAGUUUCAAUUGCAUGAAAAUGAUUUUUGGAGAACAGUAUGUCUCAACUAAGUCGAACCAAAUGGAAAACUUUUUUUAGUAUCGAACUAAAAUCUCAAAUGAUACCUUCUUUUAUAAAAUACUUUAGUUCUAUGUGAAGUCAUAAAUUUGAAAUACCUUUAUUUUUGACAAUAAAAUUAAAAAGUUGAUCAGUAUUGAAAAUCAUGUUCAAAUAUGCAACUGAAUCAAUUUUUGAUGAAAGUCAGGUUAUUUUUUACCUAUAUUUCUACUUCAUAGAUUGACUUUGUCGUUCAGUAUCAAAAAUUUUUUCGUGGUCAUCAACAUGUUUGCAUUUUAGGUUUUAGUCCUUGCAGAGUGUUUAUGACGAAUAACUUUGUUUCCUACAAUCAGUGAUAUAAAAGUUUUUCAAAUGAUUUUGAUUUUUGAGUCAUACAGUAUGUGCCGGUAACUUUUGAUGGUAAUAAAAAACCGACUGAAAACUUUCAUAAGACUAGUGCAUGCCUUCAAAUUUAAUGCCUUGUAUAAACAUAUUGCCUUAUCACAUUUGGACACAAGUAUCAAUAGUUUAUGAAAAUUGAGCAAUAUUUUGAAUACGAAUAAAUCAUACUUUUUAUAAUA
Messenger RNA from Leptinotarsa decemlineata (Colorado potato beetle), 5908 nucleotides. RefSeq names its product DE-cadherin (gene shg). Lineage: Eukaryota; Metazoa; Arthropoda; Insecta; Coleoptera; Chrysomelidae. The record is from RefSeq and is a predicted model, not a curated record.